GACUCCAACAAGUUAAUUUCUUUACUUUUUUGCUAGUUGAUGUACGUGCAACUCAUCAAACUCAGCACAGAUCGACUAUAUAAAUUUAAAUUAAUUAUUGUCGUGUUCGGCUUCAAGCAAAUGACAACAAAAAUGGCCUUUACGUUGAAGCCCAUUUUGACCAAUGUUUGGAUUUUCUUUCUUCCUUGUGCUUUCUUUGCAUGCCAAGUGAUUUCAGCUCGAAACAUUGGCGGCAUGAAGAUGACGGAGACGCCGCCGUCAGUUUCGUCCAUUCUCAUCUUCGGCGACUCGACGGCGGACCCCGGUAACAACAACUACAUCAAAACUCCGUUCAAGAGCAAUUUCUCGCCUUACGGGAGAGAUUUCGUUAACCACACGGCGACAGGAAGGUUUACUAAUGGACGGCUUGCAAAUGAUUAUAUUGCUAAUUACGUUGGUGUGAAAGAAAUGGUACCUGCGUAUCUGGAUCCCACGCUCAGCAUUGAGGAACUGAUGAGUGGAGUCAGUUUUGCAUCUGCUGGAUCCGGAUUCGAUCCGCUUACUCCCUCCAUAAGCAAUGUGAUGACCCUAUCGGAUCAAUUGAAGAAUUUGAAAGAGUAUCGAGGAAAAAUGGAGGCGGCGGUUGGGAAGGAGAAGGCGAAGGAGGUGAUAAGUAAUGCUCUUUUCCUUGUUAGCGCCGGCACGAACGACUUCGUCGUCAACUAUUUCACCAUUCCGAUUCGACGCAGGAGCUUCACCAUCCCAAGCUACACGAAUUUCGUCACAAACGGAGCGCGCCAAUUUUUGCAGGAAUUAUUGGAUCAAGGAGCUCGACGAAUUGGAGUGGUAGGGCUGCCGCCGAUGGGUUGCCUGCCCAUCGUGAUAACGCUCUUCACAGAUCACCCCAUCCUUAAACGCGACUGCAACGCCAAUUUCUCUUCCAUAGCGCGAGAUUACAACCAGAUUCUCCAGAAUGAACUCAACGCCUUGAAACGGAAAUCUGGAGCUAGAAUUGCUUAUUUGGAUGCGUAUACGCCGCUCGAGGAGAUGAUUUUAGGCCAUAAAUACGGUUUUGAUGUGGUGAAGAGCGGAUGCUGUGGGACGGGCAUGGUGGAAGCGUCGAUUAUGUGCAACCCAAAUUCUCGUGUUUGCGAUAAUGCAACCAAAUAUGUGUUUUGGGAUUCGAUUCAUCCCACGCAAGCAUCGUAUGAGCUUGUCUUUCAAUCCUUUCGCCCUGUAAUCGAUUAUCUAGUUGGAAACUGACAUUUUGAAAUGAAUUCAACAAAUAUACUAUAUAGCUAA
Molecule: messenger RNA, 1281 nt
Organism: Salvia miltiorrhiza (redroot sage)
Lineage: Eukaryota; Viridiplantae; Streptophyta; Magnoliopsida; Lamiales; Lamiaceae
Product: GDSL esterase/lipase At5g45960-like
Exons: 4
Coding region: 40-1242 (400 amino acids)
Molecular function (GO): hydrolase activity, acting on ester bonds
Source: RefSeq, a predicted model, not a curated record